AAAUCCAACUAGGCCUUGAAAUUAAUGGGGACAAACAGGAAAACAACACAAGUUAAAACACAAAUCUCAGCAAAUCUCCUCUCAGAUGGGCCUUUCUUGCAGAAGUCUGAGGCCUAUAAAAUAUAGAGUUUAAUGUACUCUUCCUGUCCCUAUUGCUCAUCAAUAAUUCAAACUUUGAGCUCUGUCUUUUCUCUCCUGGAGGGAACAGGGAUAUUGGAAAUUCAUCUGCAGUUUUCACUGAAAGUGAGUAAAACUGCUCCCUCUAUAUAUGGCAUAUGAGGCUUCUACACCCAAGCAGGGAAACAAAAAGGUUAAAUAUUUUGUUCUUGUCAUUCUGUUUUGACUUUAUUAUUGUUGCCACCAACAAUUUGCAGAAACUGGGGUUCACUGUUCUUGAUCUUUUGCUUCUACGAAGCACUCAUUUCAAUUAAUUCCCUUUUGACCAAAAGCAAAAAAAAAAAAAUCCCAUUUUUUUUUUCAUUAUGCUUAAAACUAUUCACUUUUGAGGAGUAAUUGUUGAAGGAGAAUAAAUUGUGAAAGAGCUUUACUCGCUUGCGAUGGACUGGGACUGGAAGGACCUCGGAUGGGAUUCAAUUGAGUUGGAGGAAAAGGAGGAUAGCAGCCUUGCAGGCCUUGUUGGCUCCAGUGGAUUUAUGGUGGACUUGAAGCUCGGUAGGAUAUCUGAUAUGGAACAAGAGAGAUCUGCAGAUGGGUUGAAGGACCAAGGGGGCUCAACAAUGGUGUCAUCACCUUCAGGGCCAUCUAAAAGGACACGUGUGCUCAGUGGGACUCAAAAUUUUUCAUGCUUAGUUGAUGGAUGCAAGGCAGACCUCAAUAUGUGCAGAGAGUAUCAUCGCCGCCACAGGGUUUGCGAGCGCCACUCGAAGACCCCAGUGGUGAUUGUAGGGGGCAAAGAGCAGCGCUUCUGCCAACAAUGUAGCAGAUUCCAUUCCCUGGGGGAGUUUGAUGAUGCGAAGAGAAGCUGCAGGAAACGCCUUGAUGGACACAACAUGCGCAGGAGAAAAUCUCAGCCUGAACCCCUUUACCUCAGUUCUGAGCACUUUCUGUCCAAUUACAAAGGCCCUAGAAUCUUGCAAUUCAGUAGUCCACAGAUAUAUGCAACUACUACUAUGAGAAGUAGCCGGCCUGGGAUUGCCAGAAGUGAAGCAGAAGCUAUGAUUUAUAAUCAUCAUCACCGACGCUUGCCUAUUACUGAUGGACACAGUCCUCCCAAUUCCUUUGCCUUCAUCUACAAUGAGGAGAAUAAACUGUUCUCUUUCUUACAGGAAAAUGGCCCUAAAGGAGGCAAUUAUCAAGCAGCUUCUGAGGCUUCUGUCUACCACCCACUUCCUAAUAGCAUUGCUUCAUCAGAAAUUGAAAGGGGCGGCCAUAAUAUGUUAUCGGCGGCCGCCGCUGCCGGCGGUAUAACACAAUCCAUUGACUUGGGUUGUGCUCUCUAUCUUCUGUCAUCACAUCCAACACAAACUUCAGCAAGAAGUUUGAGCCACUUGGUGCAGUCCAGUGUGAGCCAUCCAAUUCAAUCCUUGGACUCAGGACAGCAAUCUAAUGGAGUGGCUCAGUACUCCUGCUCUCAUGGCAUAAAAGACAAGCCUUCUGCAGGCCUAGUUUUUGUUCCUGAUGCCAAUGAAACCAACAUAUAUUGCAGUGGAAUGUUUCAAGGGGCGCUUGAUGCGUUGUUGGAAGGUUAGGCCUCAAGAAGGCUUCCUAUUUGGUGGGAGUAAUCAGCUCCUGAGGUAAUUUCCUGGUUGGGGAAUGUUGACUAAUCUUUCUGCAGCUUCAAUAAACUAAUGCAAACUCUCCCAAAGCUUUUAGUUGUGGAUUAUUGUUGACUUCCUUUCCCCACAGGGGAAAGCCUGGAUUGUCUUGAAUACUUGUGUUGUGUAGGUCGGGUGUAAUGAACUGUCCAUAUUGUACGGUAAGAGCGCAGGUAGACUCCACCUGUCCAAACUGGCGGAGAUCUACCUGCCCUCUCACAUGAAUUGCUGUUUGUUUUAAGAGGCAUAGUAAACUCUAUCUAUGCUAUGAAAUGCAUUUUCCUGAUUGUGAUUUUGGUCCAACAGCUGUGUUAGAGUUCGAAUUCAUUCAUAAAAUA
Messenger RNA from Corylus avellana, 2113 nucleotides. Its product is annotated as teosinte glume architecture 1. Gene Ontology annotation, cellular component: nucleus. The record is from RefSeq and is a predicted model, not a curated record. Gene Ontology annotation, molecular function: DNA binding. Lineage: Eukaryota; Viridiplantae; Streptophyta; Magnoliopsida; Fagales; Betulaceae.